GUCCGAAGCAAUUCUCGAUUUUUCUACAAAGCUUGGACUCGCUGGCCCUAACUUCGAUGCCGACGUCUGCGGAAACGACCCCGAGCAGAUAAAGUACUAUGACUGUCAGUGGUGGUGUAUGCGGCUGGCGAGAACGAGAGAAACCCAUUUUGCAGAAAAUGAUGCAUUCGACAUUGUCUGUCCCAACCUCCGCGACCUGCUUCGGCACUGUGCCGACGAGGACGCAUCCAUGAGGACGUCUGCGCAUUACAUUGUUCGUAACUAUGGUAAAGGUGGCCUCCGGUUUGUGCAGCAAAUGAUUGCAGAUGCCAUGUUGACGCUGAUGGAAAACCUGCUGUCAGAGUCCACCGGAAUGAGCCAAGCGACCUUGACACAGGUAAUGCAGUGCACGGGUCACCUUGACAACGUUGUACGUACACUCGCGAAGCCUCAGCGUCAAAGGUGGGUGUCCCUGCUGGUCAAAGCCCUUGAGAGCCUGCGGGGUCACGAAUCAGAGACGUUGACUUUGAUUGCUGACUUGAAGCUCCUCUGGCGAGCUGAUGACGAUCCCUGUCGGGCCUAUGCAGAAGCGGAGCAGCAGCUGACGGCUUUGAAGAAGCAGGCCAACAAAGACGUUGGGCCAUGCCCGGGAAGCCUGAUCCGGAAAAGGCACAUUUCCACUCGGCCUUGUCUGAGCACGGUCAUGUUUGAUGAGACGCCCAAACGCGUGAACGCCAAUGCUAGUCCAAAGGCGGCUCCGCCCCAACCGCCUCCGGGACCGGUUCAAGAUGCAGCCGGUCAAGAGUUGAGCCGGUUUGUGCCUCGGUGGUUCCACCAAGAUGCAGCCGGGGCCUUGCACCAUGAGAAGGGGCGAGCAAUGAUCCUAAUUCAGUGCGAAGUUCAGAAGAAAGCAUGCUUCGUCACUGUCUUACUGCAAGCGCGUGUAGGCACAGCUAGGCAUGUUGCCUCCAUUGCAAGCCUUGGAGCCCAGUUCCACGUGAAGCACGAGGAAACAGACUCCGUGCGGACACUGUGUGAUGCAGUGCUGCUCGCGGGUGAACAAGGCCAAGACGGCGGCGAAGAAGCUUUGAAGGGAAUCCGAGAAUUCUUCGGAAGCCACAAGGUCUCAGUCGACUCGAUGUUGCUUGUGCUUGAUUCCAAUGCGGUGGUGGGGUGCGCUUGGCAGGCGGAGCUGGAAGAGGCCCUAGAAUGCCUAGCAGCGCAGAAAAAGAGGCAAGAGAAGAUGAUUGCCGAGAUGGAGCGGCAAACGGCGCAGAUUCAGAAGAAGAUGGAGGUCCGAGUGAAGGCCUGGAGCACUGGUCCUGGCCACUUGGACUGCCGUGUCGGAACCGAACUGAAAGAACGCAUUGAGGCCCUUCAGGCCUGCAGGGUUGUGGACUACUGUCGCUGA
Symbiodinium necroappetens is the source of this 1390-nucleotide messenger RNA. Lineage: Eukaryota; Dinophyceae; Suessiales; Symbiodiniaceae. The record is from the annotation of a GenBank genome assembly.